AUGAGGGAGAAGAUCGACGCUGGCAUGGCACGCGUCGAAGAGUCGUAUGAGAGCCUUGAGCAAAGGCUGAUGAUAUUGGGAGUGUGGUCAUUGGAGAAUCAGAAGCAGCUAAUUGAUGGUCAGAGCCGGGCUACGGAAGGAUUGAAUAAUCUCCACAGCUUCCAAGCACAAGCUCUUGAAGAAAGCAGGGAAACAAUUCAGAAACUUGCACAGUUGGGCAGCGACAGCAAGAAGAGUUAUUGGCCCGGCAAGAACAAAUCCGGCAAGCCCAUGACCAUCUCUUCCAAAACUCGCACUCCACACUGGAAGCACAGGAAGACUUCUGAGCAAAGCAGGCCAACAAUUUUGCUGCUCUAGACAAACUGUGCCGCCUAGAAGUAGAGUCAACAUCCCAAUCCUCC
Messenger RNA from Panicum hallii, 401 nucleotides. RefSeq lists its product as uncharacterized. NCBI's taxonomy places the organism in Eukaryota, Viridiplantae, Streptophyta, Magnoliopsida, Poales, Poaceae. The coding region runs from base 1 to 357 and encodes 118 amino acids. The transcript is spliced from 4 exons. The record is from RefSeq and is a predicted model, not a curated record.